AUGGGAGAUUUCAAUGAGGUACGUGAUGAGUCAGAAAGGAGAAAUUCGGAGUUCAAUGCCUCAAAUGCUGAAGCAUUUAAUCACUUUAUAUUGGUUGCGGGAUUGCAGGAAUAUAAUAUGGUUGGAGGUAAAUUUACUUAUAUUUCGGAUAGAGGUGAUAAAUUGAGUAAGCUCGAUCGUUAUUUAGUAUGUCUUGGUUUCAUGCAAAAGUGGCCAACGGCGUCUGUGCUUACGCUGGACAGAGUAGCUUCGGAUCACAGACUGAUCAUUUUAUCCACGAUCCAAACGGACUUUGGUCACAUACCCUUUAGAUUUUUCAAUUCAUGGUGCGAGCUACAUGGUUUUUUGGAUUUUGUGAAUCAAGUUUGUGGUAAUUUCACUUUUAAUGUGCCGGAGGACUUGGCGAUUGCAAUUAAAUUGAGAUGGCUAAAAAAUAACAUUAAGGGCUGGAUAAAACAGGAAAGGAGUCGUACAAAAGGUGUGUACGAAGAUAAAAAGAAACGCGCGACAGUAUUGGAUAAUCUUGCAGAAGAAAGGCUAUUGUUGGAAGAUGAAUUACAUGAAAGGGCUGAUUGCAAAAGUGUUGUGUCGGAACUGGAUAGGCUGAAAUUUUUGGAUACCCGACAAAAAUCACGAGCAAGAUGGGCAGUUGAGGGGGACGAAAAUUCUGCGUUCUUCGAUCACAUUAUCAACUCGAACAUCAGCAUUAACCGAGUUAAUGCCCUGAAGGUUGACGGGGUAUGGGUGUCAAAUCCAGUAGUUAUUAAAGAAGUCUUUUAUGAAAUUUUUAGUAAACAAUUUACGGAGCCUAUGGGUGCUAGACUUGGUAUUAUGUGCCCGAACCUUUCUACCAUUUCUGAUUCGGAAGCAGUUAUGUUGGAAGCACCUUUUUCAAUUGUGGAAAUUAAAAAUGCCAUAUGA
Molecule: messenger RNA, 921 nt
Organism: Helianthus annuus (common sunflower)
Lineage: Eukaryota; Viridiplantae; Streptophyta; Magnoliopsida; Asterales; Asteraceae
Exons: 1
Coding region: 1-921 (306 amino acids)
Source: RefSeq, a predicted model, not a curated record